Molecule: messenger RNA, 1823 nt
Organism: Gadus chalcogrammus (walleye pollock)
Lineage: Eukaryota; Metazoa; Chordata; Actinopteri; Gadiformes; Gadidae
Gene: gtf2a1
Product: general transcription factor IIA, 1
Exons: 11
Coding region: 141-1421 (426 amino acids)
Biological process (GO): transcription initiation at RNA polymerase II promoter; transcription by RNA polymerase II
Cellular component (GO): transcription factor TFIIA complex
Source: RefSeq, a predicted model, not a curated record
CCGACUAAAACUGUGUUUUAUUUACAAAAAGUGAUGCCGGCUACUUUUAGAGACCGUUCCCAGUUGUUUUAAAGUAUUUUUGUUAUUUUUGGCUCUUAUUUCUCGCCUAUUUCUUGUGUGGUUUUUACACUACGCGUAUAAUGGCGAGCUCGGCUAACUCGAACCCAGUGCCUAAACUGUAUCGGGGCGUGAUCGAGGAUGUGAUCAACGAAGUGAGAGAGCUGUUCCUGGAUGAGGGGGUGGACGAACAGGUGUUGCUGGAAUUGAAAACGCUCUGGGAGAACAAGCUGAUGCAGUCCAAGGCGGUGGAGGGCUUCCACACGGAGGAGCAGGCGGCGCUGCAGGCCACGCAGCAGGCCCAGCAGCAGGCCCAGCAGGCCUCCCAGCCCGCCGCCGCCAAACACAUGCUCCAGCCGCUGCAGCAGCAAGCCCGACUGCCUACCCACCCUCACAAACUCAACCCACACGCCUACCAUGCUCCCCAGCAGCAAGUCAUUGUUCAGGAUCCCAAGAUCCUCCAGCAUAUGAGUGCUACCGGCAUGAGUGCAGCAGCAACUGCAGCAACCCUUGCCCUGCCCACUGGAGUCACCCCUUACCAGCAGCUCAUCACAAGCCAAGGCCAGAUCCUCCAGGUGGUGCGUGCCCCUAACGGAGCCCAGUACAUCAUCCAGCAGCCCCAGCAGCAGAUCCUCCUGCAGCAGCAGAUGCAGCCGGGCGGUGUCCAGGCCCCUGUGAUUCAGCAGGUACGCCCCAUCACGCAGGUCCUCGCUCCGAUGCAGGGAGCUCUACCCCAGCAGACGGGGGUCAUCAUCCAGCCCCAGCAGCUGGUCCUCGCCUCUGGGAACAAGGUCCAGGGGAACCAGCAGGUGAUGCAGGCCAUGGCCUCCCAGCCGGGCCAGGUGCCCACGGGACAGGUGCAGCAGAUCCAGCAGGUCCAACAGAUCCAGCAGGUGCAGCAAGUCCAGCAGGUGCAGCAAGUCCAGCAAGUGCAACAGGUGCAGCAGGUCCAGGGGGCGGUAGCGCAGGUCACCCAGCAGCAGCAGCAGCAGCAGCAGCAGCAGCAGCAGCAGCAGCAGCAGCCGCAGCAGCCUCCCAUGAUGCUGCAGGUGGACGGGCCGGGGGACACCUCCUCGGAGGAAGACGAGGAGGAGGAGGAGGAGUAUGACGAGGACGAAGAGGAGGAGAAGGAAAAGGACGGAGGGGAGGACGGGCAGGUGGAAGAGGAGCCGCUGAACAGUGAAGACGAUGUGAGCGACGAAGAGGACCAGGAGCUGUUUGACACAGAGAAUGUAGUUGUGUGCCAGUACGACAAGAUCCACAGAAGCAAGAACAAGUGGAAGUUCCACCUGAAGGACGGAAUCAUGAACCUCAACGGCAAAGACUAUGUGUUCUCCAAGGCUAUCGGAGACGCAGAGUGGUGAAGGAACGGCGACCGCACGGAGAAGAAACAAUGCGCUCUCGAUCAACCUAGAGAGCCAAACUUUGGAACUCCUCUUUUCCGGUGACGCGCUCCCGCCGGGCUACCCCCCCGGAACCGGUGUCCGAGCAACCAGAUCUACUUCAGGAGUCCGGGUUUGAAAAAGAUACUGAACUAAAGUCUGAGCCGGUGAAGUGCAGAACCGAGCAGACCUUCAAGCCUUGUGGGACGAGAGGCCGAGGCGGUCCGGGAACGGACAAGAUUCAUGUUCUUUUAUUUUAGUCGUCCUCUUUUCAGGCCGCCUCCUCCUCCUGAGAUUCUUGUCCAAAUUGAUUUCCCAUCACAUCCGUGAAGUAGCUUACUGGCGCAGUGUGCCAAGGUCACUCCACCCCCCCCCCCCCCCCCC